This is a messenger RNA of Triplophysa dalaica, 1140 nucleotides long. It is a transcript of the gene stmnd1, whose product is annotated as stathmin domain containing 1. Gene Ontology annotation, cellular component: neuron projection; cytoplasm. The transcript is spliced from 5 exons. The record is from RefSeq and is a predicted model, not a curated record. Lineage: Eukaryota; Metazoa; Chordata; Actinopteri; Cypriniformes; Nemacheilidae. The coding region runs from base 92 to 814 and encodes 240 amino acids. Gene Ontology annotation, biological process: neuron projection development; regulation of microtubule polymerization or depolymerization; microtubule depolymerization. Gene Ontology annotation, molecular function: tubulin binding.
AGGAUAAUGUGUUGGAAUGCGACAGUGUUUAAAGACUUUUCACAGAUCAGAUAGUUUCUGAGCAACACUGACGGUGUCGUGUGCAAUAAAUAUGGGAUGUGGGAGCUCCAAAAUCACGGUGGUCGAACCCGUAAAACCGUGCAGCGGAAAUGAGAACGAAAUUCAUGAUUUGUCCGUGGCUCUGGGGGGCCCGCGUGGGGACUCCGCGGUGUCCAAAACCACCACAGACAGCGGGGUCGGUUUUGAUGCCGGAGAGCCAUCAGCUCUGCCAGGAUCUGUACCUAGACUACUACCACCCCUGCGAGCCCAGAGUCCUGCAUUAGCCCAGCAGAGCCAUGAGAGACCCAAGUCCAGCACCAUCCUGGAGGAACUGCUUACUCAGGGAAUCAUUCCAGCUCAACCGAAACAGGGGACCAGUGGAGAGGCUUACAACAUUCUGAUGGAUGACGUUGAUAAGCCAAGGAGCAGACCACCCGCAAGGCUGGAGUCGCUUAAAACCCAAAAAGAGCAAGCGGUCAUGGGAAAAGAAGACAUUGAGAUCAAGAUGAGCCAGGUUGAGAAAAGAAGAAAGGAAAGAGAGGAAGACCUAAAACUUAGGUUGAGGACUAAAUCCGCACGGCCUCGUGUUUUUGCAGAGGAACAAAACCAUUUAGAACCGGUCCAUUCUGAGCAGCUUUCUGUCACAACCCGAAACAAAGAGCUACAGACACCAAUGGAUAAUAAGUCUGAGGACCAAAGACUUGCUGACUCCCCAGAAGUGGAAAAUGACUCCACCUUUCAAAAAAUUGGAAGCAUAGAUGACUUUGGCUUUUAGACCUGCUCCAUUCCUUUUGGUUUAUUCCAGACUAGAGCAGACUAAAUUGCCACGAUUCAUACAGAAGGAGUUUAAUCUAGGAGUGUUCCUACAUGUUCAUUCUUAGAGUUGCACAUGCACUUUACAGGUCAUUAUUAAUCUCGAUUUAGCAGAGGGUAUAUUGGUCAGAUAUGACUCUGAUCUCAGUUUUUACACUGUAAAUUUGUUUUUGAGCCAAUGUGAACAAAUGAGGCAACCUGAUGCAGUAUAUUAUUGAAUUAUUCAAAGUAAUGACUUUGUUUAGCCAACUGUCUCAUUUUUCUAAUAAAGAUAUUAUUAGUUGUAAA